GUCUUUAGAAUUCAAGAUCAUAUCAAAGAUUAUCUGGAACUUAUUGAAAAACAUAAGAAAUAUGGGAUCUUGAUUUAUCUAGCCAUCUACACUAUUUGUAUAUGGUUAUUUUUACCGGGGUCUUUAAUAAGCAUUGCCGCAGGUUUUUUGUUCAAACCUGCAAUAUUAGCCGGUGCCAUUAUCAUUAUUGGAGAUAUUUUUGGUGCUUUCGGUACAUUUAUUUUUGGUAGAUACGUUUUUUCAGAUUGGGUAAAGGCUCAAAUUAAAAA
Funneliformis caledonium is the source of this 269-nucleotide messenger RNA. The record is from the annotation of a GenBank genome assembly. Lineage: Eukaryota; Fungi; Glomeromycota; Glomeromycetes; Glomerales; Glomeraceae.